AUGACCGACAGUGUAAUGUAUUUAAAUAAAAGUACAAAUGGUUCGAAAGUGCAAGAAUAUCCUUGGCCGGUUAAACGGGAAGCUGUUGUCGAAGGUGAUCUCGUAAUUGGCGGACUGAUGAUGGUUCACGAACGGGAAGAUAGCGUAACGUGCGGUCCGAUAAUGCCACAGGGUGGUAUUCAGACGUUAGAAACCAUGCUUUAUACCAUUGACCAAGUUAACGCGAAUACAUUUCUAGUGUUACCGAAUAUAACUUUGGGUGCUCAUGUUCUGGACGAUUGUGAUAAGGAUACUUAUGGAUUGGAAAUGGCCGUCGAUUUUAUUAAAGGUUCUAUCAGCAACAUUGACGGUGCGGAAUAUCACUGUAACAAGACGCAGGUGAGGAAAGUAAUUUCAGGAGUCGUCGGUGCUGCCUCUAGCGUCACUUCCAUCCAAGUAGCUAAUCUUUUACGCCUCUUCAAGAUACCGCAGGUCUCAUUUUUUUCAACAAGUCCUGAACUUAGCAACAAACAACGUUUCGAGUAUUUCUCACGAACAAUUCCAUCAGAUUUUUAUCAAGUAAAGGCGAUGGUUGACAUCGUCCGUAAAAUGGGAUGGAGUUAUAUUUCAAUUAUUUAUGAGGAGUCAAACUAUGGAAUUAAGGCAUUUGAAGAACUCGAAGAUAGCCUCGCCAGGUACUCAAUCUGCAUAGCAAUAAAAGAAAAGUUAGUAAAGGAUUCAGGAGUAGCUAAGGAGUCGGCUUACGACAGCAUGAUUCAAAAACUCAUGACAAAGCCUAGAUCUAGAGGCUGCAUAGUAUUUGGUUCCGAUCAAGAAGUUGCAGAGCUAAUGAAAGCUGUUCGUCGUUGUAAUGCCACUGGUUAUUUCUCGUGGAUAGGCAGCGAUGGCUGGAGUGCAAGAUCACUAGUUUCCGAAGGUAAUGAGGCUGAAGUUGAAGGAACACUUUCCGUGCAACCGCAAGCUAGAGAAGUUACUGGUUUCAAGGAAUAUUUUUUGAAUUUGAAUGUUGAAAAUAAUACUAGGAAUCCAUGGUUUGUAGAAUUUUGGGAGCACCAUUUCAAUUGCCGUUAUCCAAACAGUUCAAAGACGCCUUACAAUAUGAAAAUCACCAAUAUUUGCAAUGGAACAGAAAAAUUAACUGCGAACAACACUGUUUUUGAGGAUCAACUUCAAUUUGUCUCAGAUGCUGUUCUAGCAUUCGCGUAUGCUAUCAGGGAUAUGCACAGAGAUCACUGUCCCGGUACCUCCGGUUUAUGUGAAGCUAUGAAACCAACUAAUGGGACUGAGCUGCUGAAAUAUCUAAGAAAAGUAGAUUUUGAUGGUUUAAGCGGUGAUCGCUUCCACUUCGAUGAAAACGGCGAUGCCCCUGCUAGAUAUAAAAUCAAACAUUUCAAGCAAGUUUCCGAUGGAAAAUACGCUUGGAUAACGGUCGGCGAAUAUAUUGAAGGCGAACUCAAGCUCAAUAUGUCAGCAAUUCAAUUCAAAUUAGGCCAGCCUACCCCACCUGAGUCCGUUUGCAGUCUUCCAUGUCUACGAGGUCAAGCCAAAAAAUAUGUUGAAGGGGAGAGUUGCUGUUGGCAUUGUUUCAACUGUACUCAAUACCAGAUUCGCCAUAAAGACGACCCGACACAAUGUAUUAAAUGUCCUAAGGGAACCAUUCCGGAUCCUCACCACGAAUAUUGCCAAGAAAUUCCAGAGGAAUACUUACAGCCGGUUAGCGGUUGGGCCAUCGGUGCUAUGGCUUUUAGUUCCACGGGAAUACUCAUCACAGUUUUUAUAUUUGGAGUUUUCAUCAAGCACAACGAGACUCCCAUUGUUAGAGCUUCGGGUCGGGAAUUGAGCUACGUGCUUCUAAGUGGAAUUUUAAUGUGUUACAGUGUCACCUAUGCAUUGAUACUGAAACCUACUGACAUCGUCUGCGCCAUACAGAGAUUCAGCGCGGGAUUUUGUUUUACCGUAGUAUAUGGAGCACUACUAACUAAAACAAAUCGAAUUUCAAGAAUUUUCAACGCCGGAAAACAUUCGGCUAAAAGGCCCAAUUUCAUAUCGCCGCGCUCUCAACUUGUGAUAUGUUUCGGCCUGGUUGGUGUGCAGGUUUUGAUAAAUGGGAUUUGGAUGCUAAUAUCACCGCCGAAAGCGAUACAUCAUUAUCCAACAAGAGAAGACAAUUUACUGGUAUGUUCCUCUUAUAUCGAUGCUUCAUAUAUGAUAGCGUUCACUUACCCAAUCUUUCUUAUCGUCGUAUGUACCAUAUACGCAGUGUUAACAAGAAAGAUUCCGGAGGCAUUCAAUGAGUCAAAGCACAUAGGUUUCACUAUGUACACAACUUGUGUUAUAUGGUUGGCGUUUGUACCGUUAUAUUUUGGAACUGCUAACCACGUAGCGUUAAGGAUAACAAGCAUGUCCGUCACUAUAAGUCUGUCUGCAAGUGUUACGGUUGCAUGUCUUUUUUCGCCAAAGUUAUAUAUCAUACUAGUUCGCCCCGAAAGAAAUAUAAGACAAAGCAUGAUGCCAAUGAGGUAUAGCGCAAUAAAUAAGAGUUCUACAAAUACUGGAUCUGGAAGUAUGAUGGCAGCUGUAAUGGUGACUGCAGCUACCUGCGACCAAAAACAAAACGUUCAGAAGCAUGUAUCUCCCAUCGAGAAUGUAGUGGAUGAUGUUUUUUAUAAGCAACCCAAAACGAAAGACAGCAGUACCCAGACGACACCCGAUUCAUUGGACAAAGCUUUUUCGCAUUCGCCAGUAGCAAUGAACGCCAAGAUCAACAACAACCACAAUAUUGGAAAUGGACCAGCAACGUUGGCUCAAGAAUCGAAAAAAUUUGUAGAAUUGACGUCAUAG
This is a messenger RNA of Psylliodes chrysocephalus, 2841 nucleotides long. The record is from the annotation of a GenBank genome assembly. NCBI's taxonomy places the organism in Eukaryota, Metazoa, Arthropoda, Insecta, Coleoptera, Chrysomelidae.